Molecule: messenger RNA, 4320 nt
Organism: Pocillopora meandrina
Lineage: Eukaryota; Metazoa; Cnidaria; Anthozoa; Scleractinia; Pocilloporidae
Source: the annotation of a GenBank genome assembly
AUGGCAGAGAUGACUUGCAAAAGUUGCCAACUUCUGGAGGGAACCGGUGCCAGAAAUUUUAUCGCCUCGAUGGACGCUUUUAUCUUUGAUUGUGAUGGUUAGUGACAUACCAAGCUAGAAUGGUGUUUAGGUAUAUCAUUGUACCGAAAUCAUGUUCAAUCUCAUUAUAUCCAAGGGGUCCUUUGGAAUGAAGCUGGUCCCCUAGAUGGUGUGGUGGAAGUUUUGCAAGAGCUUCGAAGAUUGGUGAGAAGAAGUAUUUCGAUCGAUGACUUUAUUUUGUUUCUAAACAAGGAUUAUUUCCUCAAUCCGUCAUUUAGUCUUUUUCUAACGUUAGGUUCUUUCAUAAAUUCAGCCAAGCAAUCACUGCAAUGUGAUCAACUGCACAUUAGUCCCACCAGUAUAUUAGUUAAGGACUAAUAUGCAGCUGAAUCCAUAUAGAUAUUAAAUAUGACGUUAUGGUACUGGAAUUGUUUUAAGCUUAAAGAGUAACCCAUUGUUUCCAACAUUGUCUUACAAAUGCUGUUAUUUAAAAAGUUGCUAAGCAUCAUGGCCUCUUACCCUUUAUAUAACAACUUUUCUAUCGUCUUUCCAUCCAUUACUAACCUGUCAGCACACCAAGAAGCAAUGCAGGAAGGCCUUUUGAACUUAAUUAGUUAUUUUUGCAAUAUUUGGAGAAACAGAUUGUGUGGUAGCUGUGCACUAGGGCAGUCCCUCUAGUUCAGAUGUGUGGCUUAGUUGUGGAAUUGGGUGAAUGGGGUGAAUAAUACUUUUUUACAUGUAACUUUUGUGAUCAGACUCAAUGGUAAAUGAUUUCUCCAGCAUACUUCUCCAUGAAAUGACCCCCGCCCAUGGUAAAAUGUUUGAUCAAGCUAGUAAUGUUUACAUGCACUUAAGUUUUCUUUUGUUUUGACUGAAAUUAACCAUUCAAUUUUUGUUUUAGGGUAAAAGGGUUUUUUUUGCUACUAAUAAUAGCUCCAAGUCAAGAAUGGCAUAUCUCAAGAAAUUUGAGAAAUUUGGAAUUGUAGCUUAUGAGGUAAAAUGGAAAAAUUUUCUUAUUAUCCUGAACUUCAUAAAGCAAAUUUAUCCUUUUUAGUUAAUGUUUGUUCUCUCUAUUGCUGAACAAACAAGUUCUAAACACAGACAUAUUCAUAAUUACUGCAUCAAUACACAUUAUUAGUACAUACUUCCUUUUUCUCUCUUUUCCCUCCUAUUUUUCAUCAUUGUUUACUUCUCUUUUACCCUCUUCCACCUCACUUAAUAAUCUGAGUACCAGCUGAAAUUUAUCCUCUUAACUUCUUCACUGCUUUUUCAGUUGAGGAAUGAGCCAUGUCUGUGUUAUUUUAGGUGUUUUCAGCUUUUUGUUUUAUUUCAGGAAGAAAUCUAUGGAACAGCAUAUGCUGUUGCAUAUUAUUUAAAGGAGAUUCUGAAGUUUGACAAAAAAGUUUUUACAAUUGGCACAACAGGGAUGGUGGAGGAACUUGAUUCCAUGAAUAUUCAACAUACUGGUUCUGGUGUAGGUUGGAUCAUAUUUACUGCGAUAAGUUUUAAAGUUGCCAGUAAUUAAUAAAUUAUAGGAAAAAGUCAUUGUGCACGCAUUGUAGGUAUAAAUACAUCCCAAGUAGGUGAAUAAUUAUUGUCUCUGCAAAAUAUUCUGGUGUCCCAAUAAUGAUGUGCUCAUUUGAACAUCUAUCUUUCAAAUGACAUAUGGGAGAUGAAUUUCCACAGACAGAGCUCCAUGAAUACCUGAAUGAUAGUAUUUUUUCAUACAUCUACAAAUCUUUGUUGAUAUAUUUUUCUGUUGUACUUAAUUUGUCUAUUUACAUGUAUUUGUUAUUAUAUUGUGACCUUGACUUUUUCAAAAAUUCUUGUUGUGGCUUAUAUUUUUAAACUGUUCAUAGUACAUACCAUAUAUUUCUAUUACACAUCUGCAAUGUUUUUCACAUGGCUUAUUUGAAUGGUAAUUUAAAUUACUUUUAGCCUGAUCAGUCAACUGGUGGCUAUAAUCUACAAGAGUGGGCUUCAUUUGAGUUGGACCCUGAGGUAUAUGUAACAAGAAUACUACUUUUACUUUUAGUUUAUCUUAUUAAUGUCCCCAACAUGUAUCUCACUGGGUUAUUCUUUCCCAGAUGUAGAAUAUUCUUGUUAUUCUGCUAUCUUUGGAUCUCAUAUCUUGACAUGAUUAAGGGCUGAAGCUCUAUGUCUAUGUUACCAAUGACAAUUAAAGAUUCACUUGUUUUGUUUAAGGUUGGAGCUGUUAUCUGUGGAUUUGAUGAGCACUUCAGUUUCCACAAGCUCAUCAAAGCAGCCAGUUACCUUGCCAAAGAUUCCUGUUUGUUCAUUGCCACAAAUCUAGAUGACAGGUUUCCAUUCAACCAGAAUGGUGUGGUUAUUCCAGGUGAUCACAUUUUCCUUUUUUUUUUGUUAGCUGAUGAUAUCACACAUUAUUUCUUUACAAGAUUAGUGAUAGAAAUUUAGAAUGUAAUAGAUUUUAUCUGGUUUAAAAAACCUACAGAUUUCUCAGUCUUCUUUGCUGGUUUUUUUUUUACUUUCUUGCCAUCAGAAAUGUCCCAAAGACUUUGAAUGAUAAUAAUAAUUUUGUAAUUACCAUUUGAAUUAAUCAACAAAAUAAUAAUUGAAUUUCAGGGACAGGUUGCUUGGUGAUUUCUGUGGAAGCAGCAGCUAGAAGGAAAGCUAAAGUGAUAGGGAAACCUGAGAGAGUCAUGUUUGAGUGUAUUCAAUCACGGUAAAUAAUAUUAAUAGUAACAUCAUUUAAUUUGUAAAGUGUAUUAAAUUAGCUAUCAGGUAUGUAAACAUUUUUCAUCAUAUUAUUAAUUGCUAAUGUUCUUUUUUUAACCAGGCAUGCUAUUGACCCUUCAAAGACUUGUAUGAUAGGAGACAGGUAAGUUUAUUAGAACACAAGUUGAUCCUUUGAUUCCCAGCAGUGAGCCAUAAGCAAUUUAUCCUAACAUUAUCCACACUUUGCCAAGUAGAGGAUAUUGUUUUUUAAUUUACGGGUAUUGCCAAAUUCUUAUGGCCCCAAACAUAGAAAUGCGUGGCACAUAGACCAUGGGAAUGAGAGGGUUAACCUUCUCUGAAGUCUUUCUUGACAGAGAUUAUCACCUUCUUAUGAUUACUUGGAAUGGUCCCAUUCAUGAAUUUCUGAUCAACACUUUGACAACCUUGAUCCCCUCUAUAACGACACUUUGUCUAAGGUACAUUUGACUGUAGUGAGAAACAUACUACACUCCUGGCAUUAAUUUGGUGUCAUUUAUUAUUUUAGGAGCAGCUUCUGUAGCUGUUUUGUUUUCCCUUCAAAAGCACAAUGGCAUGAAAAACAUUGACAGCCAAUUGGAGUAUGCCUUUGUUUUGGGGUUGGAUAGUCUCUAGGGAAUUCCCUAUACCUUUCACAUAUUCAAGUUCUGCAUUGUUGCUCACUUGCCGCCGUUUUUUUGUUUUGUUUUCCAAUUUUAUUUUAUAUAUUGACCAAUUCAGAUUGAACACAGACAUUAUGUUUGGAAACAACUGUGGAUUGAGGACUGUUCUAGUGCUGACAGGAAUCUCAUCCCUUAAAGAUGUUGAAAAUGUACAGACCUCAGUCAGUCCAGACAAUAUGAAUUUAGUACCAGAUUUUUAUAUGCCAAGUUUAGAAUCACUGAAAUCAUCACUCAACAUAUAAUUAGCCAUGGAAGGUAAAUGGCUUGCCUAAUUUACCAGUAACAACUGAUAUUUGAAUAAAUCAAGUUUUCUUGAUUGUUGUGAGAUGAGGGCAAGACCCAUGUUUUGUUCAGUUUCUUUGGUGUAAUGUGGUAUAGAGUGUCCGCUAUAUUUUCCUUAACUAACAUGUUCUGUCAAUAAGCCUAACCUGGUCUUUGAAUAAAGGAAGUAGGUUUCUAAUGAAACUGUGGUGCUGCAUCAGUGGGGGAGUACAACAAGAUCAUUUUGGUUUUAUCAACUGAGAUGAUAAUGUAAAAUGGCCACUGUAAAGAGUUUUGCUAAAUUUAACUGCUCUUUAUUUAUUAAGAGUAAUUUUAUGAAUUGUGAACCAGACUAAAACUGGAAUCUUGGGAUUAUUAGGUUAGCUUAAAAUCUCUUCUAUGCAAUGAUUUUUGUUUUUACAAACUUAUUAUUUCCUCAUUUUUGUCCUGCAAGAAAUAGUAUUACACUUGAUUUUCAUUACAAUUUACUUUUCUUAAAGUUAAGACAGUGAUCAUUGAACCUUCAGUGGGGUUAUCUUGAGUGGUUUUAGUAGAAUUAAAACUUUUAUCAUCUGAGAAGAAGCUGGACUUUAGGUAAAAAGAAAAUAAAAAUUAAAACAGUACU